This is a messenger RNA of Antechinus flavipes (yellow-footed antechinus), 447 nucleotides long. Its product is annotated as dr1-associated corepressor-like. The record is from RefSeq and is a predicted model, not a curated record. The transcript has a single exon. NCBI's taxonomy places the organism in Eukaryota, Metazoa, Chordata, Mammalia, Dasyuromorphia, Dasyuridae. Bases 1 to 447 code for a protein of 148 amino acids.
AUGGCAGGCAAGAGGAAAUACAAAGCCCAUUCUCCCCAAGUCAAAAUCAAGAUCAUAGAGACAGAUGAGGAGAUUGGCAAGAUUGAAACUUUACCUGUCAUGAUAUCCUGGGCAUUAGGACUGUUUUUGAAUCACUACAAAAGAAAGCUGGUCAGUUUUAAAUGCCAGGACCUGUGCCUGCUUCCCACCAGAGCAUCAGUUCCCUUUUUUGAAGGUUCAGUUGGCUUUGGGACUCGCCAUGCAGGGAGAUGGAAAAAUCAAUCCUGUAACUGGGGGAAAAGAUGCCUUAGGGUUUCAGAAGUCCAGAAGCAACAAGAAAAAAAUGGUGGUACAGGAAGAAAGGAGAAAGGUGAAGAAUCUGGGAUGAACUGGAAGCAGGAGGAUGAGUGUGAAGACAUAGAAACAGAUGAGGAAGAAAUAUCACAGCUUCCACACCAAUCCAGUUAA